Trifolium pratense (red clover) is the source of this 1951-nucleotide messenger RNA. RefSeq lists its product as uncharacterized. The transcript has 7 exons. Lineage: Eukaryota; Viridiplantae; Streptophyta; Magnoliopsida; Fabales; Fabaceae. Bases 36 to 1670 code for a protein of 544 amino acids. The record is from RefSeq and is a predicted model, not a curated record.
AAAUCUCACCCAAUCUACUUCCAAUAUCACAAACAAUGGAUCCAUCAAGCGAUGAUUUUGAUGUCGCAGCCUACUUGCAAAAUCGUGAAGUUGAAGACACUUAUGUACUCAACCGAUUUAGAGAGCGUCGGAAAAAAAUAUUGGAAGAUGGUGCACCUCGUAGUAGAAAAUAUGUCAAUAGAGAUCAUCCAGCUGCAAACCAAAGACUAAUUGACGACUACUUUGCCGAUGAGCCUACAUAUGACGAUGCAAUGUUUCGUCGUCGGUACCGCAUGCAAAAACAUCUUUUCCUUCGAAUCGUUGGGGACCUUUCAAGUAGUGAUAACUACUUCACCCAGCGAGCUGAUGCUGCCAAGAAAGAAGGUAUAUCACCUUUAGCAAAAUGUACCACAGCAAUGCGAAUGUUAGCAUACGGUAUGGCAGCAGAUGCGGUCGAUGAGUACAUCAAAAUAGGAGGUACUACUGCAUUAGAGUGCUUACGUAGAUUUUGUAAAGGAAUCAUACGAUUGUAUGAGCAAGAGUAUCUCAGAGCACCAACCCAAGAUGACCUGCAAAAAAUACUACAUGUAAGUGAACUACGGGGGUUCCCUUCUGAUAUAGAAGCGGAAGAAGCUCAUAUUGAAAAAGAAGUUGAACCUAAAAAAAAAAGAGGCCCAACAAGAAUGUUAGAUGUAUGGGAUAUGGAUGAUGAUGAUGUCAUAAUUGUUAAUUUGGAUAAAUAUGGUCGACCCAUUGGUAAGGAAGGGGGAAUUCUUAAUCGUUUCAUAGGAAGUAUGGUUCGAAGGAAACAAUUUGCUCCCAUCAAAUACACAUCUUGGAAAGAGAUGCCCUUAAAGCAAAAAUCUGCUAUGUUGAAAAAAAUUGAGUCCAAAUUUGAGUUCAUUCCUCCUAUAAAUGACACAACAAGGGAAAUGUUGAAAUCUGAGUUGAACGACAAGUGGAAACAAUGGAAGACCGAUUUAAAAGGAAAGGCAUAUGAUCCAAGUAAAACAGAAGAAGAAGUUGCAUCUGUUGUACCAGAUAGUAGGGUUGAUCCCGAUCAAUGGAGAGAAUUGGUUCAUCAUUGGUUUUCUGAAAAAGCCCAAAAAAUAAGUAAAAUUAAUAGACAAAAUCGUGCUAAGUUUGAAGAUGUUCAUCAUCUGGGUACAAAAAGUCUCCCAAUAUUUAUUGAUGAAAAGAAAAAAAAAGGCAAUGGAGUAUCACCCAAACGUAAAGAGAUUUACAUUGAUACUCGUACCCGUAAAGAUGGUUCAAUUGUUAGUGAAAAAGCUUCAAGAGUGAUUGAAGAACUAAAGAAACAUGAUAAUGAGGUUGAAACAUCUCAAUCGGUCCAAGAGAUACAAAGUCACAUGCCUUGGAUGGAUGAUAUAUAUUCCAAAGUACAAGGACCUGAAAAAAGAGGACCAGUGCGUUGUAUGGGCAAGAUUCCCAAACCCAAAAAAUUGAAAGCUUCUUUGUCCGAAAAUCAAGAGUUACGCGAUAAAGUUAAGCAAAUGCAAGAACAACAAAACAAUACAAAUGCGGUGUUGGUAAAUGUGUUGUCAUUGAUUCAAAAUCGAUUUUCUGGAGAAGAUGUGAAUGACAUUUUACGAGCUGCAAGACAGGUUACUGAUUCUUCUAGUUCCCCUAACCAAACGGAUUCUCCGAAUCCAUACACUAACGAAGAUUAAAGAGAGAAAACGUAUAUUGUGUUCUGGGUUCUUUGCUGUCCUGUUUGGCUGGUUUUGGGGGCUGCUACUAUCUAGUUGGAUUCCGUUGCAAGUCCGUUUCAGAUUAUUGUUUGGUAGGGAUGACAUACACAUGUAUUUUGGUGGUUGGUAGUUUUUCGAUUUGUAGUUUUAGGGUGAAUUACAAGCAAACAGUGGCUGUCAUGUUGCUUUCAAGUUGUACUAAUUUUAUUUAACUUUAAAAAAUUUGGUGCAAUUUCAAUUUUGGAGAUUUUUCUAGUUAA